AUGGAUCAAGUACAAGAUUCUGUGGAUUGUUCUCAACAAGCUGAUGGAGUCUAUGGAGCAAGUUGUUUGCCUUCAUUCACACUGUGUUCAAAUGGUCGAGCGCACAAGACACAGUGUCCGGCGGAUCUACUGUUUGAUAGUGUGAAAAAACGUUGUGUGUAUCCAAAUGAAAUGAACUGUGCAUCCAAGGGAGUGCAACAAGAUCAAUCUAAUGCACCUGCUGAAAAGAGUCAGCAACAUGCAGCAGUGCCUUCAACUGACUGCUCAAAAAUGAGCGAUGGUGACUAUUCGUUGGGAUGUACACCGGAGUACUGGUCUUGCGUUGAUGGUUUCCAAGUGAAACGUAGAUGUGAGGAUGGAUUAGUUUAUGACUCAACACAAAGACGUUGUGUACCAUCUGAAGAUUGUUUGAUGCAACAGCAUUCCGAUGGAUCGUUCGGCAUGCUUAUGGAUGAUGAGACU
Messenger RNA from Anisakis simplex (herring worm), 462 nucleotides. The record is from the annotation of a GenBank genome assembly. Lineage: Eukaryota; Metazoa; Nematoda; Chromadorea; Rhabditida; Anisakidae.